CCCCAGGCGCAGAGGCGGGCCCUAACAGGUUGGAGGGUGUUCAGAUUCGGGGUCUUGGCUUGGGAGAAGCCCAGGAGACAAAGAAGACGGUUGGGGGCGGGGCCCAACAUGAAGCCCCCAUCCCUGACCGCUGGGGCGUGUGAAAUCCAGCCCCCGCUCUCCCUCAGGAGCUGAACCAAGCGCCCCUUCUCCAUGGGGCCCUCAUCCUAGGCAGGAGGGCCCCGGGAGCCCGGCGCUGGCUCUCAGCUGCUCGCCUGCCCUUCCCAGCUCGCCGCACGGCCCCGGCCCCCUCCCGACUCUCUGCGUCAAGAGCGCGGCGAGUGGAACAAGCUGCAACAACCGCGCCGAGUCCCCACCCGGCCCCUGCCCCCGGGCUGCCCCACGGCCGGGGCAGGGCUUUAUAUGCCGCCUGCCGCCGCCGCCGCCACUUCCCCUGCCGCGGCACCAGCCCGCCUGGGUGCACGCGGGCCGGCGGGCUUUGCUCCGGGUCCAGCGCCGAGCCCCCGCCCCCUCCCUCGGCCGGGUCAGCCCUGCGCCGAGCUGCGUCCCGCGCCCUCCCCCUUUCCCGCUCCAGCCCCGCACCGGCCGCCUGCGCCUUCACAACUGCACCGAUUCAACAAGAUGGCGGGAUCGGUGGCGAAGAGGGACGCGCUGCAAAUAGAGGACGGACAUUUAAACAACUCCUUGGGAUCUCCAGUGCAAGCAGAUGUGUAUUUUCCACGGCUGAUCGUCCCAUUUUGUGGACACAUCAAAGGAGGAAUGAGGCCAGGAAAGAAGGUCUUAGUUAUGGGCAUGGUGGAUCUCAACCCCGAGAGCUUUGACAUCAGUCUGACAUGUGGGGAAUCAGAAGAUCCUCCUGCGGAUGUAGCCAUUGAACUGAAAGCUGUAUUUACAGACAAACAGUUCCUCAGAAACUCUUGUGUAUCUGGCGAAUGGGGCGAAGAACAAUCAUCGAUUCCUUACUUUCCAUUUAUUCCAGACCAGCCAUUUAGGGUUGAAAUACUUUGUGAGCACCCACGUUUUAGAGUAUUUGUGGAUGGACAUCAGCUUUUUGAUUUUUACCAUCGUAUUGAAACGCUGUCAGCAAUUGACACAAUAAAGAUAAAUGGAGAUCUUCGACUUACUAAACUUGGCUAACCUAGUGAAAACUGUAGAUUCCAAACUGGCUCAGGUGAAUCUUCUAUCUGGAAGAUCAGUGACAGCUGAGUUUGGACACAACUAUUAUAGGCAAGCUUCACUGUUUCUUUCCUGUGUCCAGUAAAGAAUAUGUUGAUGAAUUGAACUGAUAUUUAUCCUACUGAAGAAAGCUGUUGAUUUAUAGACACUGAGCCAUUUUUCUUCAAACAGACUAGCCCCUCCAUGCAGGAUAAUCAAAUUAGAAUGGAUUCAGAAAGAUUUACAGUCUUGUCAUAAGUUGUAGCAGCUAUUAACCUUCUCAGAGAAAGGCAAUUUCUGAAACAAGCGCUAAAGCCAGCUAUUGAUCAGCGAUUUAAAAAAAAAAUUUUUUUUUGCAAAUAGUUUCUGCACUGAAGUGGAUUAGUGUAGCACAAAACAGGGCCAAAUGCUGACGUCCUUAUCCAGGGCCUGAUCCUGUCUCUAUUUAAAUCAAUGGCAAAACUCCCAUUGACUUCAAUGAGUCAUGACUCAUGAUCAAACUUUCAGUCCUUUAGUCGAGCACAAUUCUCAUUGAUUUCUGUGAGUUUUGCCAAAGAAAAGGGCAGAUCCUCAGCUGAUGUAAAUCAGCGCAGUUCUAUUAACUUCAGUGGAACUAGGCUGAUUUAUGCCAGAGGAAGAGUUGGGACUGUGCAAAAACUGAGUAAGGGCUUCAGGAUUUGGCUUGUAUAUUUUAGUCAGGGUAUUUGCAUAGAAUGUAGAUUGUUACAAGUUUUUGCACAAAUGAACGUUAAUACAGUUUUUGACGCUUACCCGUAGUUUAUUUAUUUAUACUCAUCUCUGUAUGUAUUCUUAGUAAAAAUGAACGAUUUUACUGAUAAUUAAGAACAGCAAAGUAGAAGUAUUUUGAAUGUACAAAUGUCUUAGAUUCUUUGGGUAAACUUGACAUAUCAUUAUUGAAGCAGUACAGGUGUCUUGCUGAACGGUCGGUUACAUUCUAAUUGUGCCCUGUAAACCCAGAAAGGUAGGGGGUCUGCUCGUGUAUUCACUAUAGACUGUUUUUCAGGACUUUACAACUUUGCUGUAAAUGUUAAGUCUGAGCUAAAGCAGUUUAAAAAAAAAUCUUUAUAUAGAAGGUUUGUAGGUUUAGUUGUGCUUUUUGGAACUUAGCUUGCAGAAUUUAAUUCUGUUCCCAUCAGUUCAUAAUGGGCACUAGCCUUUUGGGGGUAAGUGGGAAAUUCUCUGGGCGCAUCGAAGGGCAGAAUUUGAUCUUUGGUAUUAAAAUUUAAAAUCGUGUGUGGACAGCCAAGUUAUUAGCACUUGAAAAUCAGCUACUGCACUUGAAUAAGUUUUCCAAAUAGCUUUUUAAGUAAUAGGUGUAGCUCUCUAAACACUGUAACUGAUCUACACUACGGAUGAACACAGUAACUUUUCAUAGUUUCUUUAGGACUUCAUACACUUUUCCUUGGAUGUACACAAUGGACUACAACAAGUCUUUUUGAGAUGUUCUAGUCUGUGAAAUAAACAUUUAUUUAGACAAUUUAUAAAACAUGUAUUAUAGGGACUUUUUUAAGGCAUGUAUUUUGGAGCCUUUUUUGUAGCACAACAUAAAAAAAAAAAAAAAGGAAGAAUAAUCUCUGAACUAUGUUAAACUUACGAUAAAGAUCUGGUUUAAGCCAACCAAAACUGAAACAUCCAGAGUGAGGACAGAACACCAAUUGUCAAUCAGUUCAUUUUGCCCUCCCUUUGAGCUAAUCUGGCCCUGAAUCAGGAAGCCUUAGACAGUGAGCCAAAAUUCCAAUUAUGGCCCUGAUCCAAAGCUUAUUAAAGUCAAUGGGAGUCUUUCUGUUGACUUCCGUGGCCUUCGGAUGAGACUCCAUAUGAGCUACAAACAUAGAGGCCUGAUCCGUAUCUCACUUACGCUAAUGUAAAUGAAAAGUAACUCUGUUAAAGUCUGGAGUUGUGCUGGUGCAAGUGAGAUCAGGAUUGCGCCCCUAGCCAUACAGUGCAAAUUAAAGAUGGAGUUUUAGCCUUAUCUUUGAAUUUGUGAUUUCUCCUCUCCCCCACCCUCCCCCCAUUUAAACCAGCCCAAAUGUUAUUUUCAGGUGAUUUUUUUCUGGUGUGUGACUUUAUAUGUAAAAUGGACUCUGUUUGUAUUGCAGGUUGAUUCUUGAUAUGAAAUGUUCCUGUCUUGCUUUGUUUUUAUCAGUUUUACACGAUACAUAAGUAAUGAAAUGACUGUGUCAUUUUCAAAUAUGUUAAGAAUGCUGGCCGUGUUUCAAUACAAAAAUAUAUUCUUAAAAAUAAAAUCCUAGGAAAAGAAGCUUUUACAUGAAACCUCUGGAUUAUUCUCCAGCUUUGAAACUGUUUAUAGUUGCAAGGCAGAUGCAGGUAGAAGAUGAAUUAUGCUUAGGAAGAUACAUUAGUAGCCAACUGGUCCAGCAUCUUCUCAACCUUGAACGUUUAGGGGCAGGCUCUCUGGGGUGGUGCUGCUACUUUGUGCCAUAUCACCAGCAGAAUCCAGUCAGAAUGCUCGUGUACCUGGCCCAAGGAGGCUAUCACCAAAGAAAGAACAAUCCUCCGAUAGCCUUCCACUGGCUCUGUGCUCUUAUGCCACUUCCCGUCCCCACUGUUUGUAUAGCUGGGGACAAGAGGCUUGGUUGGGCUGCCGCUAUGCUAAGCUGCUCUCUCACUACAUUUUCUGCCCCUUGGGACUGUUUGCAGCUGGUAUAAAUUAGAGCAGCCCCCAGUCUGCUGUAACCCAGCACUAGCCCUGUACAGACCAGCAGCAGGACCAGAGAGUGCAAAGCACAUGCCCAUGACAGGUGCUCUGUGCGGAUCAACAGACCCCAUGAUGUGGCCCAUCCAACUCUCCCACCCUUAUAUGGCUCUUAGUGCUAUACCAGUCCCGUAUAAGCUACUGUUUUAUGGCUCUCAACUGCAUUCAAGUCCCUCUUUACAACAUAUUAUACUUUUCUGUCCCAGGAAAAGGCUUGUAGGGCCUGAUUCCAGUCUUGCCUAAUAUAAUUCCAUUGACUUCGAUGGCUAGCCUCCUGAUUUACACUGGUAUGAGAUUAGAAGCAGGCCCAGAGAGACGGAAGAUCAUAAACACAUUUAUAGUAUGUUUGGACUUAACUUAGCAUAAAGAUCUGCAGCCUUUAAUGCUGAGGAAACCUGCCAGGAAGUCCCAGUUACAGCUUCCAUCCCCGUUAGUCUCUUUGGUAGAUACUUGAAGCCUUUUCAUUUUUUGCAUUGGGCAGUUCCAGGCUAUAAAGAAUCAAACAAGACUGGAGAUGGCAUGUAAGUAAGCACCAGAUUCUGAUUUACUGGAGACUGGAUUUAUACAAGCUAACUCCAUUGAGGAGCUGCUCUUAACUAAUUGAUGUGUGGAAUAAGUCAGACAAGAAUCAGGCCCUACAUGUUUCUGUUCAGUAAGCUUUAGAACCAAAUAUAUCACCAGGCCCUUAUGUGAUUUAAUAGGAAAAUGCAGAGUAUUCGUUAGAGAUGGGACUAUGCUGCAAAGCUUGGGUCUGGAUGCAAGUUUCCCUGGAAUUUGGGGAUUAUUCAGCUCUGGGAGUUUUUUUUUUUAAACCUGUCUUUAGUAUUAGUCCAUUGAUGUGGUGGAUGAUCUAGCAUGCAGCCUCUAUGGGUCUGACUCUCAAAAAGACUCAGCACCUCCCAAGGGGAGGUUUUCCAAAGAGUUCCACUUGUAUUGUUCUCAAUAGGAGCUCUGGGGUGCUGAGCUGACCCACCUGGGGUGAGCAGGUUAAUAAUCUACUAGAGAAACAUUUCGCUGUAGUUUAUUUUGUAAAUUUCCUCCCAGUGCCGUCAGUUGUUACAAUGAGAGGAACCUAAUAUUGAAUGAAUAAAGCCCCGAGUGAUAAAAUACCAAUAGGAGUAGAUGCUAUCCUCUUAACUAGUAUAGCUUUAAAAUCCACACUGUUAUGUUUGGAAUUGGCAGUGAUAAAACACAACCUGAUUUCCUUACUGGUUUUUAAAUCCGAGAAUGUUGCCUACUCAGAAACAGCCUUGAAAUACUUCAGCAUUGUAUAGAGAUAGUAUUUCUCUGAAAAUACUUCACAGAAAUGCUUUUUCUUGGCUAAGCUGCUUAAAAUGUUACAGUGUGUCUUCUAAUGUUUCUAUGUCACAGUUAAAGAUAUUUGCACUAAACUAGAAGAACGUUUUGUACUAAAUAUUCUCGCGUUGUGUAAGUGAACCUCCAAAUUAUGUGUGAGAUGUUGAACUUCCUCUCGUUUCCAUGACCAGCUUGUAAAAAUAUGCGGUGUCACGAAACCAAUUCAGUGUAAAGUCUGCUUGAAGCAAACGUCUUGCUUGAGGGCUGUUUUGAACAUACUGCAUGUGGCAUGAGCGAGAGCCUGAUUUACCAUUCUGCUAUGCCAGUUUGAUGCCGUUGUAAUGCCACUGAGAUCAAUGAAGCUGGUGCAACCAAAUGGAGAGGCAGGCCCAGAGAUUUUUGUUGAUUACUCUUAAUGUGUAGGAGCGGGGUUGAGAUUUUAUCUUCCAUUAUUUAAAAUUGUGCGCAAGGAGGAAAUGAGAACCAUGGGGCCAUCACACUGGCUUUCUAGUGGCACGGUGGUAGCACGCUGUAUUGCAAUGCUAAUGGAGCGUAAGCUCAAAGGCAGAGUUCAAGUUCUGUACCACAGCCUGCCAAAGCAUAAGAGAGUGAGUUAAGCUGAGAAGGUAUGUUUGAAGGACAUGCGCAAAUGUCCCUGAGGCUAGUUUUGGAAUUUAAGUUUGGAAGACCUGACCUUACUUAAAUUCCUAGCUUCCUUGUUUGAAACAGGGACUGAGGGUAAAUAAGAAGAUAGCUUAGGGAAAAAAAGCAUGGUAGCCAUUCUAGUGCAGUAGUCUGUAAUGCUGACAGUCAUAUGGUACAUCUGACGUGGGCCUGUAGCUGCUCCUUGCAUGGGCCUCCCAUUGAAAUCUAUGGGAGCGCCACGUGCCAAAUGGCUCCAGGAGCAGACCCAUAGUGCACGGUACCUUGAUCACUUAGGUCAGUGACACUGACUUUUCUAUAUCGAGAACUGCAGCACCAUGGGCCCUGAGUCUGCUCUCACUUAGGUGGAAAUCAAGAGGAACUUUCCUGAAAUCAAUGGUAUUUCACCAGCGUAAGUGACAUCAAAAUUCGGCUGAUGGUGAUUACAGGCCAAAUUCUGACCUUGGAUACCUAUGCUCAGCUCCUGAAAAUAUAUGAACUAGAUCCUCAGCUGGUAUAUGUAGGCAUGACUUCAGUGGAGCUUCACCAAUUACACCAGCUGAGGAUCUGGCCCUAUAGGUCAAUUUGCAUACACACGUCCCAAGGCAGAAUCUAGGUAUCCCUUCCCCUGCCGCUUUCUAAAGAGUGCAAACAAAUAUUUCAAACUCUAAUUUCUUAAGAUAAACUGAACCCUAGCAAUGAAUUCCCUGCUUUUUGCAGAAAAACGAAAGAUUACUCCUUGGUGAGAGGUGUAUAUUUUUCUGUUUGGUUAAACUGUUUUCAGCGAUGUGUUUGAAACUUGAGCUGUGCCGUGUGUGUCAUGUGUUAAAGAAAAAGGUCCAGAUUCUGAUCUCAGCUACACAAUUAAUUAGAAAAGUUGUAUCUGCAUUCAUAACUAGGGCCAACCCAAAUGGGGGAAAAAUGAGCUGUAUGCACUUUUUGUCUUGCUUUGAUACACCCUCUCGGCUCCUCCCAGCAACCAGUGAUUUGUAUGAAAAAUACAAUUAGUGUAACUAGGGAUUGCCUGCUGUAUGAUGAUCAGCACUGUGUGCAACAUCAAAAUAAUCAAUGCCCACGUAACUACACAUCUUCCCUAGUUUCUAUUGCUAGACCUAUUGGAUCUGUCUGUUAGCAUAGAGCUGUAUCUUUCCUUUUGAGGUCAAUGACAAAAUUCUCUUUGACUUGAGUGGGAGUAGGUCCAUAGGAAUGAGGAUAUUUCUCUUCUACACCCCAGUCCUAUUAUUCUGACCUGAAACAUACAAAGUUUGAGCAUCAGUUUAUAGGUGUAUUUUAUUCUUCUAAAUUUACUUUGAAGUAUGAGAUGGGGAAUAUUUCUUGCCUGCCAUAUGUAUUUGAAUAGAACCAUUAGAAAGCACAGCCUUUCCGUUCUGCAGUAAUGCUGGUUUGGAGGUGAGCACAGUGGAGAGCUUCACGAAAGUUACAUUCUGAUUUUAGAAAAGGGUAUGCAUGAUUUGAUCUGGCAAUAAUAAUAUGUAUUGUUCACCACAAAUCUAUUUUUAUGUUGUGCCAAUUUGAUAAUGAACUUUUAAUAAGAAUAAAAUAUGAAACCAUUAA
Molecule: messenger RNA, 7405 nt
Organism: Chelonia mydas (Green sea turtle)
Lineage: Eukaryota; Metazoa; Chordata; Testudines; Cheloniidae
Gene: LGALSL
Product: galectin like
Exons: 5
Coding region: 403-1137 (244 amino acids)
Molecular function (GO): carbohydrate binding
Source: RefSeq, a predicted model, not a curated record